Strongylocentrotus purpuratus (purple sea urchin) is the source of this 3925-nucleotide messenger RNA. RefSeq names its product sodium- and chloride-dependent glycine transporter 1. The record is from RefSeq and is a predicted model, not a curated record. Gene Ontology annotation, biological process: sodium ion transmembrane transport. Lineage: Eukaryota; Metazoa; Echinodermata; Echinoidea; Camarodonta; Strongylocentrotidae. The coding region runs from base 250 to 3531 and encodes 1093 amino acids. The transcript is spliced from 16 exons. Gene Ontology annotation, cellular component: membrane.
AAAAUGAAAGAGCCCAGCCAGUCGAAGGUCAAUCACGCAUAGCGUCCCUUGAAGUGUGUGUGUCUACUUCGUGGCGGUACUGGGGCUGGCUGGCGGUGCAGUACGCGUUGAACGUACACAACAAUAACACACGUUAUUUACAUUCAGGACUAACCGCAGGUCAUAGCUACACGUGUGGGACUGCUUACGACUGCACUCGGAGUUAUUUGAUAUAAGCUGAGACGCGUUAGCCCCACGUGAAGACGAACCAUGGACGGGGGAGACUAUCCCGUUAGUAUGGACUUUGAUGGCGAGUUCGGGAUGGAGGUCAAUGCUAACAAGGUGAAAGACGUGGACGAGAUUGAGCCUGCCAUCUCCAACGGUGACGGUGAAGAACACUACAGCAAUGGAAUGGACAUGGACCUCGAAGCGGAGUUCGAUUCGCAGCUCAACGAUCUUAACAGAUCUUCGAAUGUCGGGUUGAGUGAAGCGAUUUGGUCAGCGCCACCGGAAGAAGAAGGUGAUAUUCCGACUCAGAAUGAUCCUGAUAUCGAGUUGCAUGAGGAGGAGGAGGAGGAGGAGGAUGAGGGCGAGCCAGAAGUUGAGGAACCUGCUCCUCUUGUUUAUGAUGCCCCUGAGGCGGAAGAGCCUCCAGAAGAUGUCAACGCUGGUGAGGGUUUCCUGGAUAACGACGCUGACAUCGCUACGGAAGGAUCGCUAGAUCUUGACAUUGACGAACCCGAUCACCAACGUCUCACGGAUCGUUACAUCCCGCUCGGAGCUGAGUUGGAUCUUGGCGGGAGCGAGGGAGAACAGGAACAGUUCUCGGUGGAGAAUCCAGAAACGGAGCCCCUGCAGCCAGAGCCGGAACCUUUACUUCAGGAGCCGGAGCCGGAGUCAUUACUGCAGGAACCGGAGCCGUUACAGCAGGAGCCUGCUGUGCAAGAUGAGUUUGAAGAUGAGUUUGAAGGACGUUUGGGAGCUGUGGAAGAGGAGCAACAACAACUGCUCGUGGAUGAAGGGGUUCCAGAGAAUGAAGUGGAGGCAGGAGCCGUAACUGAAGGAUCCUUGGAUCUAGAUGUAGGAGCUCAUGUGGAAGAUGAGGACGACGACGCAGAUGUCUUUGAAUCGAACGAGAGGUUAGAGUCGCCUUCAGCAACUUAUGUGAACACCACCUUAGCCAGCAACGCAUCCUCCUUGGGCGGCCACGAACCUGCCCCGGCACACGCCCAAAGCCUCAUCGAUCCAUACCGCGAUGACGUCAACGGUGAUGUGACGAAUGUUGAUCGAGGAGGUGAUGGGGUGAGGGUGGCAUUAGCAGUGGAUGAUAUUACAGUGAUAGAACCUACAACAGAAACAAAACUCUUGGACCACAAAGGAAACGGAGACGCGGUCGUACCCAUGCCCCUGAUAAGGAAGGGGUUCCCUCCCCCUUUCCCGAUUGGCUACAACGACGAGAAUCUGCACAAGGGCAACUGGGGUCACAAGAUGGAGUUCAUGUGUGCAAUCUUCUGCGUUAUCUUCAACAUCGAUAGCUUCGUCCAGUUCCCAUUUCUGAUGUAUGACAAUGGAGGAGUUGUGUUCCUGAUCCCGUACAUGACAGCCCUGUUUGCAUUGAUCCUGCCCCUGGUCCUGAUUGAGAUAUCCCUGGGCCAGUUCGCCAGCUGUUCGUUCCUGACCUGCUGGAAGUUCUGCCCGCUUCUGAAGGGUCUGAGUGUAGGGAUGCUGCUGCAGCUUCUGGGCUUCGCCUUCUUGUGGGGGCCUUUCUCCGGACACAGUCUCUACUACAUCUUCACCAUCUUCCUCCCGGCCGAUAACCUGUUAUACACCUCCUGCUCCAACGCCUGGAAUGACGAUGUCGCACCCUGCCAGUCCGUGGUCCCUGCCGUGGCCCUCGCGCCAGGAAUGAACGGGACUAAUUACACCAUGGCGGACGACCCGUUUGACGGGUCCUCGUAUCAGGAGAUGAUAUCGAACCUGACUGCAGUCACUCCGGAGUUUCAGUACUAUAAGAACCAAGUUUUGAUGCAGGUUGAUUCCACCAACAGUCUUGGAUACCCUCUGCAGCAUCUGAUGAUUGCAUUGGCCGUGGCAUGGCUGGUAGCCUUCCAUAUCAUCCUCUUUGGGAUCAAGUCCUUUGGAAAGGUUGCAUACAUCUUGUUCAGUGCUCACAUCCUCCUCCUAUUUGUGCUUCUGAUCCGUGGUGCCAUCUUGGACGGAGCUAUGGAGGGUAUCACAAUGCUCUUCUUUCCAGACGUCGGCAAACUCCUGGAAGUCCAGGUUUGGUCUAAGGCAUUCAACAGUGCCAUGUACACUUUUGCACCAAUGUGUGGGAUUCUGAUGUCUCUGAGCAGCUACAACAAGUUCCACAACAACUGCUUCAUGGAUUCUGUGGUACUCAUCUUGGGGGCGCUCUUCAUCAACCUCCUGUCUGCCGUCACAUUCUUCUGCUAUGUCGGGUACGGAAACAAGGUCUUGGACAUGAAACCCCUUAAUCUCACUGACCGAACUACAGGAGAAACCAUCUUUGUGAUGUUCACCACCAUCUUUGGAACCUUGCCGCACGCCAGGAUCAUGUCUUUUCUUCUCUUCUUCUUCACAUUCCUCUCAAGUCUUAGCUUCCAGGUUGUUGUGGCCAUCUCGUUAGUGAUUGGGUUCCUCGAUGUACUUGGAUAUCGUCAUUCGUGGAAGGCCAUCAUACCGGUCUCUUUCUUGGUCACCGUCGUGUGUUUCGGUGGUGGACUGCUCUUCAUCACACCGGAGGGGCCACAUUUCUGGGGUGUUCUCUACAAAUUCUUCUUGCCUCACAUUCCGUUCCUCCUGAGCAUCAUCAUGCCUUUGGCUCUCACUUGGAUAUACGGCACAAUACCAGCCUGGAAGUUCCUGAAGUUCCAGCGAGACAUCAAGGCCAUGGUGGGAUGCUUCCCCAUCGUCUUCCAAGGAUUGUUUGCUGGGCUAGAGGCGGUCGUCUUACCCCUGGUGAUCUCGGUUGCAUGGGUGUACAAUCUGUACCUUGUCUUCAGCGUCAUCGAUCUGAACUUUGUGGACUACCAAGGGUGGCACAUCGCCGUCGCCAUCAUCUUUGCUUUCGUUCCCCUCAUCAUCGGCUUCCUGUCGGGCGCCGUGAUGGAGCUCUGCAAGUAUGUGACGGUCUACAAAUACUUCACUGAGCUCUUUUGGCUUGCAUCGAUGCCUCUUCGUGAGUGGGGUCCUGCAGUGGAGGAGAACAGGACGGAACACGACUACCCCGUCGUCAAAUCCCCUGGAGACGAUCUCGUCGUUGCGGAAGGAAAAUACCGCGAAUACUCGCAAGAGAACGUCAACAACGCAAACGACAAUGGCCUGCAGCAGGGCCAUGGCUAUAACGUAUCCAUGAACAAUGAGGGCAGUAGUAAUCCGCCGUCACCUCGCGACAAGCAGGACAAUGUUUACCCGUCGAGUUGCGACACGUUGGACAGGGACCAAGAUCCAGCGGUGAAUUCAAAUGCGACGUUACCGGCCGGCACACCGUUGCUUGGACUCAGCUUGUGCUCACACGAGACCACAUUGUAGCUCAAGCUCUCCGAGAGACUUUAAUGACAUCAUGCAAGAAAAGAGACUGCAAUUGAUGCCAAAAGCACGAGAAAGGGAAUUAUUUUUCUCAUGAAACAGACAUCUGUUCCUCUUUACCACUUCUUUCUAUUUAUGUUUUGCUAGACAUCAUUUUUAUUAAGAAUGUAAAUAAACUUUUUCAUCUCUUUUUUAUUUUGUGGAUAGUAAUACGUUUAUAUUAUUUGUAUCAGUGCAUAUAUUUUCUUGAAGAAAGAGUUUUUUUUUUUCUUUUCAUAAUCAGUAGAUCAGAUUGGAUUUUUGUUGUUCUGUUUAUCACUUCAUUUUUAUGUAAUAGGUCGAAAUAGAAACCGAAAUGGCUGAAAAAUUUAGGCAAAACUCUAAAUCUUGUUAUGUG